Macadamia integrifolia is the source of this 2347-nucleotide messenger RNA. RefSeq names its product protein RDM16-like. Gene Ontology annotation, cellular component: U4/U6 x U5 tri-snRNP complex. The transcript is spliced from 5 exons. Bases 38 to 1999 code for a protein of 653 amino acids. The record is from RefSeq and is a predicted model, not a curated record. Lineage: Eukaryota; Viridiplantae; Streptophyta; Magnoliopsida; Proteales; Proteaceae. Gene Ontology annotation, biological process: mRNA splicing, via spliceosome.
UUCACCUUUACAGGGUGCUGCUCUGGAACCACUUAAUAUGGCAUCAAAGGUAGUGCCUGAGACUUCUGCACCCAAUCAAUCUCCUUCUAUCAAGGUAUCUUCAAUUUCCACCACCAAUGAAAAUAAGGGAGUUAGUAUUACCAGAUCUCAUGAGGUUCCUGGAAAAUUCAGUACAGAUGGGACAACUUCAGCUGCUGGCAAGAGUGGAAGUCUGUCUCUUGAUGCUUUAGCGAAAGCUAAGAAAGCUUUGCAGAUGCAAAAGGAAUUGUCAGAAAAGCUGAAAAAGAUUCCAUUGUUGAAUAAAGGAGCUAGCUCCGAUGGUAGCCAACAGUUUGGAUCAACAGACAAGGAGGUACCUAAAUCUCAGCUAUCAAGCACAGCAAGGCAGCAAGGUUCUAUCCCACCCACUACUGCAGCAGUGGCUUCCGUUUCGCAGGAAAAAUUAAGCAUAACAACUGUGCCUACUGCAGCUACAGCUUCUGUGAAGCCCCCCACCACUGGCGUGACUGCUCUUCCUGGGCUUACGACCGUACCUAACUAUGAAGCUGUAAAACGAGCACAAGAACUUGCUGCAAAGAUGGGAUUUCACCAGGACCCAGAAUUUGCUCCUCUCAUAAACAUGUUUCCAGGGAACACUACAACAGAUGUUGCUGUCCAGCAGAAGCCAUCCAAAGCCCCUGUUCUCCGUCUGGAUGCACUUGGUAGGGAAAUAGAUGAGCAUGGAAAUGUAAUCAAUAUGCCUAAUCUAACAAAUCUCAGCACAUUAAAGGUCAACAUCAACAAACAGAAAAAGGAAGCUUUCCAGAUUCUUAAACCUGAGCUGGAUGUUGAUCCAGAAUUGAAUCCUCAUUUCGACCCUGGAAUGGGCAUCAAUAAAACGAAGCUGUUGAGACCCAAGAGGAUGGCAUUUCAGUUUGUAGAGGAAGGAAAAUGGUCGAAGCAGGCAGAAAUAAUUAGAUUCAAGAGUCAAUUUGGAGAAGCACAAGCUAAAGAGUUGAAGACAAAGCAAGCACAGCUGGCAAAGGCAAAGGCAGAGCCUGAUAUCAAUCCGAAUUUGAUAGAGGUGUCAGAGAGAGUUGUCCACAAGGAAAAACAGAAGGACCCAAUCCCAGAAACUGAGUGGUGGGAUAUACCACUUUUGCUUUCUGGAACCUAUGGCGAUUUAAAUGAAGGUAACAUCACUGGAGAUAAACUUAAAAUGGAUAAGAUUACAAUUUAUGUCGAACAUCCUCUUCCUAUUGAGCCCCCUGCAGAACCUGCUCCGCCACCUCCACAGCCUCUGAAACUUACCAAGAAGGAACAGAAGAAAUUGCGCACACAGCGGCGCUUAGCAAAGGAAAAAGAUAGGCAGGAAAUGAUAAGGCAAGGUCUGUUAGAACCCCCAAAGCCCAAGGUGAAGAUGAGCAAUCUCAUGAAAGUUCUUGGUUCAGAAGCAACACAAGAUCCCACCAGGCUUGAAAUGGAAAUACGGAGUGCAGCUGCUGAGCGUGAACAAGCCCAUGUUGACAGAAACAUUGCACGGAAGCUCACACCAGCAGAGCGCCGUGAGAAGAAAGAAAGGAAGCUCUUUGAGGAUCCAAAUACAGUGGAGACCCUUGUGUCGGUGUAUCGGAUCAAUGACCUUUCACAUCCACAGACCCGCUUUAAGGUUGAUGUCAAUGCCCAGGAGAAUCGCUUGACGGGCUGUGCUGUCAUUUCAGAUGGUAUUAGUGUGGUGGCCGUUGAAGGUGGUAGUAAGCCCAUCAAGAGGUAUGGGAAGUUGAUGCUCCAGCGGAUCAAUUGGGCUGCCUCAGUGGGGAAUGAAGAAGACGGUGAAGAUGAAAACAAGGAGAAACCAGUUAACAAGUGUGAUUUAGUGUGGCAGGGAAGUGUUGCUAAGCCAAGCUUCAACAGGUUUCUUGUUCAUCAGUGUAGGACCGAAGCUGCCGCAAGGAAAGUGUUCUCUGAUGCUGGGGUUGGUCACUAUUGGGAUCUGGCCCUUAACUAUACGGAUGAUUAAGUAUACAUGGAAAAAUGGAUGAUGAUGGGUUUGAGAAUUAGAAAUCAGUAUCAUUUUUCAGAUGGUAAGUGCUUAUUGAUACCCCUCCCCCUCCACCUUGUUUUGUAGUGCUGGUGUGGUUUGCUCCUGUAUGGCAUAUUUUGACAAGAGGAUAUUGCAUUGCUUAAGAAAAUAUUCAUCAUUCACUUAGAUGGCAUGCAAUAGUAUCUCUGUGAGCCUGAGGGGGUUGAGAGGGUCUGUAGAGCUCCAUAGCUCUACCGAUCCUUGGUGCAUUUCUCAUGUAUUUUUAGUAUCUUGAGCUUCAUAAUGUCUCUCAAUAACACGUAGACAUGUAUCUAACAAUGUAAA